Messenger RNA from Prorocentrum cordatum, 1194 nucleotides. Lineage: Eukaryota; Dinophyceae; Prorocentrales; Prorocentraceae. The record is from the annotation of a GenBank genome assembly.
AUGUUCUCGGACACAGCGUCAGCGGACUCAGAUGCAGCGGAGUACUGGCGCCAGUUGAGGAUGGCGAGAUACGCGCCAGACGAGAGCAGCCACCCGCAGCGCAGCAUGUACCCUUCGCUCCCGCCCACGACGACAUCGCCAGCGCCGCAGUCGUCAGCGGCCCAAGCAGCGGCGUUGUUGGCGACAGCGAUGGGGGAGGUUCCUGGGCAGGGGAUGGGUGGAGACGCAGCGGGGGCGGACCAGGCGGCUGGAGUGGGGGGGCCCAGCCUCCGAGACGCCUCAGCCGCCAAAGGCGCCCCUUCGCCGCCUGCGCCGCCUGCGCCGAUGCCGGAGCCAGUGCAGCAGACAGUCCAGGAGAGUGUCGCGGAAAAGAUGGUCGAGCACAUGACACCUGCGGAGCUCAUGGGAACAGAAAUGGCGGAGACACAGCGGGACAGAGACGCCACUGUCGUGGCCAAGACCGCCAGUCAUCGUCGAGGUGCCAUGGGAGAGAUCCAGAGGUGGACGGAGGCGAUCGAGAUGGAAGUCGCCGCUGCGUCGGCGGCGCCCGGCGGCCUGGCAGGGUCGAGCGUGUCAGCUCCAGAGAAGCUGGAGAGGGAGCGGCAGAAGCAGAGCCAGCCCGUGAAGCGCGGGCUUCCCCGCCCGACUGCGCGGCCGCCGCCCGCCAGUCCCUCGUUCCUGGCCGGGGGCUCCCAGAGCAGCUCCUCCACGGCGAGCACGGGCGGCAUGCUCCAGCAGGCGGAGGAUCUGCUGCACGAGGAGAUGAUGGCGCUAAUAAACCACGAUGCGUUUGUGCACCCGACGAAGCAGACGAAGCCUCCCAAGAAGCUGGUGGAGCUCCAGGACUUCAAGCCCGACGAGCUUGCCCGCGCGGAGGAGCUGCUCUCUGCUGAGUUAUCGGAAUUCGAGGCGUUGGCUGGUGGCGAGCAGAUGGAUAGCGCUUCGCUCCAGCCAGUCUUUGAGGACCGCCGCCUCCGGUCGGGUCUGGCCCGUCGGGGGAGCCAGGGGCGGAAUUCCCACAUUGUCUUCGCCUCCUCUUUCUUCUUGCCCCUCCCCUUCCUCGCCCCCCACGCCUCCAAUUCCUCCUGCACCCGCGCCGGCCCAUUGACGCAACGAGCGGGGGAUGAUGGAGAACGAGAAUGGAGCGGCAGGGUUUAUGGAGGAAGGACUGGACCCUGUAUUGAAAGGACCUGA